Molecule: messenger RNA, 1340 nt
Organism: Patiria miniata (bat star)
Lineage: Eukaryota; Metazoa; Echinodermata; Asteroidea; Valvatida; Asterinidae
Gene: hpd
Product: 4-hydroxyphenylpyruvate dioxygenase-like
Exons: 14
Coding region: 62-1306 (414 amino acids)
Biological process (GO): L-tyrosine catabolic process
Cellular component (GO): Golgi membrane; endoplasmic reticulum membrane
Molecular function (GO): 4-hydroxyphenylpyruvate dioxygenase activity
Source: RefSeq, a predicted model, not a curated record
UUCAAUGACGUAAUAAGGCCGGCCGCGGCGAUGGUGUGUAGGCGCGUGAGCGAGCCGCCUCAUGAAUUUUUAUCUCGCACGUACACACGACGUCCGGCUAGCUACACACGUACACUGCAUCAGUCACGCCGACCAGAAAUUGAAAAUGACUACAUACACGGACAAGGGCCAAAAGCCCGAGAAAGGACGUUUCAUCGCGUUUGAUCAUCUGACAUUCUGGGUCGGAAAUGCCAAGCAGGCAGCCUCGUACUAUUGCGCUCGUAUGGGAUUUGAACCCUAUGCCUACAAAGGCUUGGAAACGGGGAGUAGAGAGGUGGUAUCACAUGCAGUCAAGCAGGACAAGAUUAUUUUUGUCUUCCAAUCUCCGUUGAACCCGACUGGCAAAAUAACAGAAGAGAUGGGAAGGCACCAGACUUUCCACGGCGAUGGUGUUAAAGACAUUGCAUUCGCAGUGGAAGACAUCAUGUCCAUUUUUAAGAAAGCUCGCGAGCGAGGCGCAACCGUUGUCAAGGAACCUUGGGAGGAGGUUGAUGACGAAGGUGGCUCCGUCACGUUUGCUCAGAUCCAAACGUAUGGGGACACUACUCACACAUUUGUGGAGAGGCGCGAUUUCAAGGGUCUAUUCCUGCCGGGAUACAAAGCACCAAUGUUUCAGGAUCCACUGACAAAAAUCCUGCCUCCUGGGAGACUGAACUUCGUGGACCACGUUGUUGGGAACCAACCUGACGAAGAAAUGGAGACAAUUGCUGAAUGGUACGAAAAAAACCUUAUGUUCCAUCGCUUCUGGUCGGUGGACGAUAAACAGAUUCACACGGAGUACAGCGCACUGCGUUCCAUUGUCGUCACCAAUUAUGAGGAGACAAUCAAGAUGCCCAUCAACGAACCGGCAAACGGCAAACGGAAGAGCCAGAUCCAGGAGUACGUCGAUUACUAUGGCACCGCAGGGGUCCAGCACAUUGCGAUGAACACGGACAACAUCAUCGAGGCGGUGGGCAACCUCAAGGCCAGGGGCCAGAACUUCUUGACCAUCCCCUCCACGUAUUACAAGAAUCUACGGGAGAGGCUCAAGACUGCCAAGAUCAGCAUUACCGAGAACCUCGAUAUGAUUGAGAAGUUGAACAUCCUGAUUGAUUUUGAUGAGAACGGUUACCUGCUGCAGAUAUUCACCAAGCCCAUCCAGGAUCGCCCCACUGUCUUCCUGGAGGUUAUCCAACGCCACAACCACGAAGGUUUUGGCGCAGGGAAUUUCAAGUCCUUGUUUGAGGCCAUUGAGCAGGACCAGGCCGAGAGAGGGAAUCUUCACUAGCGUGUCAAGUCCUCCACAGACAGCAAAGAAGGGA